AUGCAGUCACAGUAUCAGACGCCCUCCCUUCACAGCAGCCCCUCCUCUUCAAACGGCUCUACCACCCAUGGCAGCUUCAGACCCCGCGUCCUUACAGCUGAUCUCGCCUUCAAGAUCUAUCGGGAGAUCCCCGCCGACCUCGACCAAACGUCCAACUCCCGCAAGAGCACCGAAGUCGCCAUCAAGUACGGCACCAGCCCUAAGACAGUCCGUGACGUGUGGAGCCGCCGGACAUGGUCUGAGGCGACCAUGGCGCUGUGGACGGCAGAGGAGGUAGCAGAGAGGUUGAGGCGGAGGAAGCGAGGGCCGGGAAGACCGGUGGGGUCCAAGGAUGCUCGGCCGAGGAUGCGGAGAUGCUUCAAGAAGGAAACGACUGGUGCAAGGGUGGAACAGCUGAGGGAGGUGAGAACCGAGGUGAAGGCGGAGCAGCCGCCGGCCCCUCCUCCAUGCGCCAUGCUCGGAGGAUGGGAGGAAGGGGAGGCUUCAAGGACGUGCGGGGGAGAAGGUGGACACUGGGAACAGGAUGGAUACAUGAACGCGGAGCAGGAGAGAGGGCAAGGUGCGGAGGCAGGCUGCCUUGCGAUGUUGAAUUUGCCUACCUGGACUUAG
Molecule: messenger RNA, 609 nt
Organism: Guillardia theta CCMP2712
Lineage: Eukaryota; Cryptophyceae; Pyrenomonadales; Geminigeraceae
Exons: 2
Coding region: 1-609 (202 amino acids)
Source: RefSeq, a predicted model, not a curated record